UUCAACCAGCUUCUGCUAUGCAUCGAGCCCAUCACGUCGCGAGUGCGUGUUUCAGUCCUCGUUCGCAGACCACCUCCUCUUUCACAGCCAGAGAGAAACCUGAGGGAACCAACCAGCCAAGGCAUCUCAUCAUCAUCAUGAGGAAGAUCACCGGCAAACACUUGUUGUGCUUCUUCCUGCUUGCCUUGCCGAUGUCCUGGGCAGAGGACACCAAGAAGGAUGUGCGGAAAAGGGAGAAUGUGACAGUUUGGAGCCAAGCGAAGAAUAGGCGGCUGUUUGCAAGGCAAAAGAUUUCUCCACCACGCCAAAGUGUCACUCCCAAGCACAAGUCGAACCUCGUAACUCCGGCGCGUCGCUGCGGACGCUUGAUGGAAAGCUGCUCCCCUCACCUGCUGUGCUGCGACCCCUGCGCCUCCUGCCGCUGUCGACUCUUCAACACCAUCUGUCACUGCUGGAGGAUGAACCCCCUCUGCUUAAAGAGGACCUAGAUGCAGCACGCAAACACAUCACAACGCCUGAACAUAUAUUGUGGUUGACAAAAGAGCACGGAAAGAUUCACAUGUGCUCUGUGGGUUUGUCUGCACAAAUGCAGUUAAGCGAUUAAACUUCAAAAUAAAAUCGAAGCAUUUUGAAAAAUGCUUCUGAUAUUAUGUGAGGCAUUUGUUUGUAUUUGUUUGUAUUUAUUCAAGAGUUCUUCUGUCU
Molecule: messenger RNA, 702 nt
Organism: Maylandia zebra (zebra mbuna)
Lineage: Eukaryota; Metazoa; Chordata; Actinopteri; Cichliformes; Cichlidae
Source: RefSeq, a predicted model, not a curated record